AUGUCUGCACGCAAAGCUUACGUCGUCGGUGUCGGCAUGACUGCCUUCACCAAGCCCGCCGACCGUGAUUACCCCAUCCUCGGUCUCGAAGCCAGUGUCAAGGCGCUGAUCGAUGCUGGUCUCACUUACGACGACAUCGAGUACGCCGCCGCCGGUUACGUCUACGGCGACUCCACCUGCGGUCAGCGUGUCCUCUACCAGCUCGGCAUGACCGGAAUCCCCAUCGUCAACGUCAACAACAACUGCUCCACCGGUUCUAGCGCCUUCAACCUUGCUGCCAACGCCGUCCUCGCCGGUCAGGCUGAGUGCGCCCUUGCCGUUGGCUUUGAGAAAAUGGCUCCUGGUUCUCUCAGCUCUGCCUUCACCGACCGUGCCGCUCCUAUGGAGGGCACCAUGUCGCAGCUCUUUGAGAUUGAGGGUGACAAGGAGUACGAGGUGGAAGACUUUGGUCCGUUUGCUGCGCGUAUCUUUGGUGCUGCCGGUCUCGAGUACUGUGAAAAGUACGGUGCCACCUGGGACCACAUCGCCGAGAUUGCUGCCAAGAAUCACGCACACUCGGCCAACAACCCGUACGCACAGUUCCGCGCUACCCCAACCAAGGAGCAGGUCGCCAAGGCACGCAAGAUCACACGCGAGGUCACGCUGCCCAUGUGCUCGCCCACCUCAGACGGCGGUGCUGCCGUCAUUGUUGCCUCGGAGGAGUUUGUCAAGAAGCACGGCCUCGAGGACCGCGCCAUCGAGCUUGCUGGUAUGGGUGUCGCCACUGACUCGAUCCGUCUCUACGAGGACCGUUCGCGCAUCGAGCUCGCCGGUGCCGACAUGUCGCGUCGUGCCGCACAGAUCGCCUACAAGCAGGCCGGUGUCGGUCCCAAGGAUAUUCAGGUGCUCGAGCUGCACGACUGCUUUGCUCCCAACGAGCUCGUCACCUACCCGGCUUUGGGCCUCUGCGCAGAGGGCGACGCACACAAACUCGUCGAGCAGAAGCUCAACACCUACAACGAUUCCGGCAAGGGUUGGGUCGUUAACCCCUCCGGCGGUCUCGAGUCCAAGGGCCACCCCCUGGGUGCCACUGGUUUGGGCAUGAUCAAGUACAUGGUUGACCAGCUUCGUGGCGACGCCGGUGCCCUGCAGGUCAAGAACGUCCAGAACGCGAUGACUCAUAACAUCGGCCUCGGUGGCAGCUGUGUCGUUACCAUCCUGCGUCGUCCCGCGUUCUACAAGGCGGGUGUCACCAACUCAGCCAAGCGUUUCGGAUACAACGCGGGUGACCAGGUCAAGAGCAUCACCGAGGAGGACCUCAACAAGGUCAAGAGCAAGCAGUACUCUGACUACCUCCCCGCUGACCUCUAG
Messenger RNA from Sporisorium graminicola, 1350 nucleotides. RefSeq lists its product as uncharacterized. Gene Ontology annotation, molecular function: acyltransferase activity, transferring groups other than amino-acyl groups. NCBI's taxonomy places the organism in Eukaryota, Fungi, Basidiomycota, Ustilaginomycetes, Ustilaginales, Ustilaginaceae. The record is from RefSeq and is a predicted model, not a curated record. Bases 1 to 1350 code for a protein of 449 amino acids. The transcript has a single exon.